Molecule: messenger RNA, 945 nt
Organism: Rattus norvegicus (Norway rat)
Lineage: Eukaryota; Metazoa; Chordata; Mammalia; Rodentia; Muridae
Gene: Or10ag59
Product: olfactory receptor family 10 subfamily AG member 59
Exons: 1
Coding region: 1-945 (314 amino acids)
Biological process (GO): G protein-coupled receptor signaling pathway; signal transduction
Cellular component (GO): membrane; plasma membrane
Molecular function (GO): olfactory receptor activity; G protein-coupled receptor activity
Source: RefSeq, marked reviewed
AUGAAAUUGCCAGAAAUCAGGGCAGAGGACAAUGCUACCACUGUGACACAGUUUCUCCUGCUGGGAUUUUCAGACCUUCCCAACCUGCAAGGGUUUCUGUUUGGGAUGUUUUCCAUUAUUUACAUAAUCAUCUUGAUUGGAAAUAGUUUCAUAAUUGUCAUAACUAGAAUUGAUCCUGCACUACAAAAGCCCAUGUAUUUUUUCCUGGCAAAUUUUUCUUCUCUGGAAAUCUGUUAUGUAUCAGUCACACUUCCUAGGAUUCUGUUUAACAUUGCUGCUCAAGACAGACAUAUUUCUGUCCUUAGGUGUGCCACACAAAUGUGUUUCUUCCUUAUACUGGGAGCCACUGAGUGUUUCCUGCUGGCUGUGAUGUCCUAUGACCGCUAUGUGGCCAUCUGCAACCCUCUGCACUAUCCUCUGGUCAUGAACCCAACAAAGUGCACUCAGCUGGCAGCAGGCUCCUGGCUGGGAGGUAUCCCUGUCCAGAUAGGACAAACCUGUCAGAUAUUCUCUCUACAUUUUUGCAAUUCUAACAAAAUCAACCACUUCUUCUGUGACAUACCUCCCAUUCUCAAGCUGGCCUGUGGAGACACUUCUAUUAAUGAGCUGUCUGUCUAUUUAGUGGCUAUACUCUUUGCUGCAGUCCCUUUUAUGUUGAUACUUGCUUCUUACAGCAAAAUCAUUGCCACCAUUCUGAAGUUGCCAACAGCCACCGGACGGGCAAAAGCAUUCUCAACAUGUUCUUCCCAUUUGCUUGUUGUGUUUUUGUUUUUUGGAUCAGCUACUGUUACCUACUUGAGGCCUAAGUCCAACCAUUCUCCAGGAACUGACAAAUUGUUCUCUCUAUUUUACACUAUUGUGACUCCCAUGUUAAAUCCACUGAUAUACAGCCUUAGAAACAAGGAGGUGAUCGCUGCACUGAGAAAGCUGCUACCUAUAAAGUAG